AUGAUAAAUAAGCAACAACAAAAGACUUCACUUCAAAUUUUAGUAGAUGAUGAAAUUUCAAAAUGUAUCAAACCCACGAAAAUCAAUUUGUUCACAGCAUUAUGGAAUCAGCAGCAAAUAAUUUGGGAAAAAAAUGUAGAAGUGGAAAAAGUGAAGGUAGAAGUGGAAAAAGUGAAGGUAAAAGUGAAAGAGGAAGAAAAAAAAUUAGUAGAACAACUUUUGAGCCGAGCACAAUUGGACUAUUUAAAACUUAAGGGCGCAGUUCAUAUUCGAGGAGUUUUUGAGAGGUGGGAAGACAUUUCGUUGGAUCCUAAUGACAGUUCACGAUUUAAACGGUGGAAAAGAUAUCUGGAAAAAAAUGACAACGAGAACUUAAAAAAAUUCCAGAGUUUCUGGAACUGGGAGAAGGCUGUGAACAGUGAAGAUGUGGCAAAUGAAAUGAAAAAAUUCUAUAAUUGGUUAUCUAUAAAAAUUCAUAACUCUUGUGCAACGGUAGAGUGGCGAAGGGUAGAAUUACCGAAAGAAUGGUCUAAAGUUGCCGAAUUCAUGUGUGAUGACAUUAAAAUACCUUAUAAAAUUAUUGAUGAAGAAGUUGUUGAGUUGGAGUAA
Messenger RNA from Ambispora leptoticha, 609 nucleotides. NCBI's taxonomy places the organism in Eukaryota, Fungi, Glomeromycota, Glomeromycetes, Archaeosporales, Ambisporaceae. The record is from the annotation of a GenBank genome assembly.